AUGAAGUUCACUAAUAGCCUCGUCUUCUCGGGGCUCCUCGCCUCUGCAUCGGCUGUGCCGAUUGCUACAGGGCCAUCUGGAAAGUGGUUUGACCGCUUCGUGGUUAUUGUUAUGGAGAACACCAACAAGGCCACUGCUCUUGCUGACCCUUACUAUCGCCAGCUGGCCGACUCUGGUGUUCUGUUGAACGGUUACCAGGGUACCACCCACCCUUCCCAGCCUAACUACAUUACUAUGAUCGCUAGUACCACUGCUGCUGGUGUCUUUGAUGACGGCGAUCACAACACCACCCAGAACAGCUUGGUCGACAUCUUCGAGCCUGCUGGUAUCUCGUGGAAGGCGUACCAGGAGGGUUACUACCCUCUGGAUGGUGGUGCUUGCAACCCUAUUCACCAGAACAAGACUUCUGGCUACGUCCGCAAGCACAACCCAUUCAUGUCCUUUGACAACAUUCGCGAGAACAUUUCUCGUUGCCAGAAUAUUGUUAACGCCCAGGAGCACUUCGCUGCUGACGUUGCCAAGGGCAAGUAUGCUCCCCAGUACAUGUUCUACACUCCCACUUUGGCCAACGAUGCCCACGACACCAACGUCACCUACACCGAGACCGACCUGAAGUACCUCAUCAACACUAUGAUGGGCAACGAGCAGUUUAUGAAGAACACUCUUAUCCUUGUUACCUUUGACGAGAACGAUGUCUACUCUCCCGACUCUUACGGUACCUCGAACGAUGUCUACUCCGUUCUCCUCGGCAAAGACGUCCUGAGCUGCACUGGCUGCAUUGAUCAGCAGUUCUACAACCACUUCACCCAGCUCACCACCCUCGAGCAAAACUGGAACCUGACUAACAUUCCCAACCCUGAUGGUGAUGGUGCCAUGUGGGACUCGUGGAUGCUUCCUUUCUCCAAGCUGAAGGCCAAGCACCACUAG
Molecule: messenger RNA, 927 nt
Organism: Penicillium cataractarum
Lineage: Eukaryota; Fungi; Ascomycota; Eurotiomycetes; Eurotiales; Aspergillaceae
Exons: 6
Coding region: 1-927 (308 amino acids)
Biological process (GO): phospholipid catabolic process
Molecular function (GO): hydrolase activity, acting on ester bonds
Source: RefSeq, a predicted model, not a curated record